Molecule: messenger RNA, 2335 nt
Organism: Chilo suppressalis (striped riceborer)
Lineage: Eukaryota; Metazoa; Arthropoda; Insecta; Lepidoptera; Crambidae
Source: the annotation of a GenBank genome assembly
UGAACACUUACUAUCUCCGCAGACCGCUGUGCAGUGUUCUCAGAUGAUUGCAUGAUGAGAUGAGUGUUAAAAAGUUUUGUGUGAAAUCAUAAAAAGUCGAUAUUUAGAAGUGAACAUGAAACCUUUUUGGUAUGCGUUAACAGUAUUAGCGUUAUUGGAACAUCGCUUGAGUAAUGGACAGUCUACCGAGCAUAACUACAACUUCACUACCGUGGCACCUCAGCUGAAUCAAACACCUUGUUUCCCGCAACGGCCUGGCGAUGUGGACUUCCAGACGGUGGACUUGAUCGCGGUGUAUCGUCUGGAUUGGCCCCACGCACCUGGAGUGAGGAUGGUGCAAGGGUCCCAGGAUCUGCAGCGGGCGUACCGCAUCGGAGACGAUGCCAAUUUGACUUUACCAAUCGAGCAGGUGUUUCCACACGGGCUGCCAGAUUAUUUCAGCGUGGUGGGCACAUUCAACGCACGGGGCCAGCGUCGGCCGUGGAGUAUCAUCAGGGCGAGAUCGGAAGAUCUGGAGUUCUCCCUCACAUUCUUGCCUACCGCUAAGAAAGUCAUCGUGUACAUCCAAGGGACAAGAACUUCUUUCAAAAGCAAACUGUUGUUUGCACCGGGCUGGCACAAAAUUCAUAUGGCACUUACAAAUAAAACGAUACAAUUAGCUGUCGACUGUAUAGAGCAAAAACCUGAGAACGUUACCAGACAUGACUUCAGGAACGCCACAGCAGUUACCAUCGUCUCCAAUGAUGAUGGAACUCCAGCUCAUAUAGACUUGCAGUGGCUAUCUCUCAGUUGCAGCCAAUACGUAUUAAGAAAUGAUAGCUGCGAAGAAAUUAAACAAAUAUCUUCCGCAGAGACGCUGAUUGCUUCAUCUACACAAUCACCGGAGUUCGAUGCAGGGUCAGGAAGCGAUACUAUAGCUGUGGGACCGGCCGGUCCAGUGUGCAACGUCACCUGCCCCCAAGGUCCUAUCGGCCCCCGUGGUCCUGCAGGAGAUCAGGGUCCCAGAGGAUUUCCCGGGCUACCGGGCAUCAGAGGCGAGAAGGGUUCAAUAGGCCUGACAGGAGCUCCAGGGUUAAAAGGCGAAAGGGGAGAACCUGGUAGAUUACUAAACGAUACAUUCGGGUAUUCGGGAGCUCCUGGUCUUCCAGGACCCCAAGGAUUGAGGGGAGACAAAGGAGAACGCGGCGAGAAAGGUGAAGCAGGUCUCCCUGGUUUGUCUGGGUUUCCUGGACAGGAUGGUGCCCCAGGACUUCCAGGCCCCGCAGGUCCGCAAGGAGAUCGGGGACCUCGCGGCCCUCCAGGUCCAGCAGCUAACUUUAAUUCAUCAGUUGUUAAAGGAUCGAAAGGUGAAAGAGGUGCCCCUGGUUUAGAUGGACAUAAUGGAAUGCCUGGUGAAAGGGGCUUACCGGGCUUAGAUGGACGAGAUGGCAUAGCAGGUCCACAAGGGUUGACUGGUGCUCCAGGAGAGAGAGGAGCUCCAGGUGCAGCUGGGGCGCGUGGUGAAAGGGGACCGGAAGGACCACAGGGUCCCGAGGGUAUGAUGGGUCCACCAGGUCCAGCGGGGCCUCCAGGCGUCGCUGCUUCAGUUGUACCUGGUGUUAGUGUCCCGGGUCCUCCUGGAUCACCCGGUGUAAGAGGAGAGAAAGGAGAGCCUGGUUCACCCGGAUUACCCGGUAUGUCGGGCAGAGACGGUCUAGACGGAAUACCAGGUACCCCCGGGCCACCUGGAUCUCCAGGUUUACCAGCACCACAAUCUUCUGCAGUUCAGAUACCUUCGAUAUCAGAGAACGAAGUACGGAACAUUUGUGAAGACUUGAUAAGGGAGCGUUUGAGCGAGUUCGCAGCAAGUUUGGUCAGUCCCCCGACGAUAAUGGUAAAUAAGCGAGGUCCACCUGGAAAACCUGGACCACCUGGAAUACCAGGACGAGCUGGAGACCCUGGAGAACAAGGUCCUAGAGGAUAUCCAGGGGAAUCUGGGGAACCUGGAAGACCUGGUAGUCCAGGGUCGAGGGGAGAGAAAGGGGACAAAGGGGAGAGAGGUCCCGAAGGCGUUGGCUUACAGGGUCCUGAAGGACUUAGAGGAAUUCAAGGACCAGUAGGUCCUCCAGGACCGGAAGGAAGAACUGGUCCACGAGGCGAUCCAGGACGCGAAGGUCCAAUAGGCCCUCGAGGAUUGCCAGGGACCAGAGGCACAUGUGAUUGUCCCCCAGCUGCUUUCUACGCGUAUUCACCAAUGGGGAAUCAGAAGGGACCAUGAACCUUUACUCCGUUUACCAAAGCAUAGUCAAUAAGAUGUACUUUUGUAAAUAAAUGUCAUUAAAUGUUCUUUUCAUCC